This is a messenger RNA of Aureobasidium musti, 1635 nucleotides long. Lineage: Eukaryota; Fungi; Ascomycota; Dothideomycetes; Dothideales; Saccotheciaceae. The record is from the annotation of a GenBank genome assembly.
AUGUUCCCUUCUGAGUCUUCAAGUAUCGGUGAUACGGCUUCAUGCAAUGAGAAAGCACAAAAUGAGGUCACGAUAGGAGAUGAACCCCACGAAGAAGAAUAUCCCUCAUCUUUCCGUCUGCUUGCAGUCGUUGUUGCACUGGUUCUGAGCAUGUUCCUUGCCUCCUUGGAAAUGACCAUUAUUGCAAUGGCUAUCCCAAAGAUCACUGAUCAAUUUCACUCGUUGAACGAUGUCGGAUGGUACGGAUCAGCAUUUUUCCUCACCGUCUCUGGCUUCCAGGCUUCUUGGGGCAAAGCCUACAAGUACUUCGACAUGAAAAGCGUUUUCCUCAGUGGUAUAAUGAUCUUCGAGCUCGGGAGCUUGCUGUGUGGUCUGGCACAGUCAAGCACAAUGUUGAUCAUCGGCCGUGCCAUCACUGGAAUUGGAGCGGCUGGCGUGAUCACCGGCUCUUAUUGCAUCGUCGCCUUUGCAGUGCCUCCUGUUCGUCGUCCGGCUUUUACUGGAAUCAUGGGAGCGACCUAUGGUGUCGCCAGUGUCUUGGGUCCUUUGCUUGGAGGUGCCUUUACUGACUCCUCGGUCACCUGGAGGUUCUGUUUCUAUGUCAACCUGCCCAUUGGUGCUGUUUCGGUGGCCAUCAUAUUCUUCGUGUUUCGCACUCCAGCAGCAUCAAAAUCUGAUGAGGCAAGGCAGGCUACGCUAAUGGAGAAACUGAAGCACAUGGAUAUUCUCGGCAUGCUGACGAUCAUGGCUGCCAUUGUAUGUCUCCUUCUUGCUCUACAAUGGGGCGGCGUCACGAAGUCUUGGAAAUCAGCAGACGUCGUUGGUACCUUGAUCGGGUUCGGUGUGUUGAUGAUCGUCUUUGCGAUUGUGGAGUACACUCAAGGGCAACGGGCCAUGAUCGUACCAAACAUCAUGCGACAGAGAGUGGUCUGGGUCGGAUCGUUGUUCAGUCUCUUCCUUGGAUCCGCCUUCUUUGUUCUCUUGUACUAUAUCCUCAUCUACUUCCAGGCUGUCUUGGGUGUGAGCGCGGAACAGUCUGGAAUUCGAAGCCUNGCUCUCAUCGUCAGUGAAACAAUAUUGACCAUUCUCUCUGGAGCCCUCAUCUCAAGUUUCGGAUACUUUGCUCCGAUGAUGAUUGUCGGUCCUGCCUUGGCUACCAUCGCUUCGGGCAUGAUCUACACGUUUGACAUCAAUUCCAAAGCAGGGGCAUGGGUAGGGUGGCAAGUCCUGGCUGGCGCAGGUAUUGGUCUUUGUUUCCAGGCACCGAUAAUGGCUGGCCAGGCUCUUGCGGCUCCCGAAGACAUCUCCACCACGACUGGACUUCUGAUGUUCUGGCAGACUUUGGGAGGUGCGUUGUUUGUCCAAGCUGCGCAAAGUGCAUUCAGCAAUACGCUUGUCCAGGGUCUGACAAAGUACGCGCCUGACUUGGACCCUGCAGCUGUAGUCGCUGUGGGCGCUACAGAGAUCAGGAAGACGUUUGAUGCAAGUGGACUGCCUGGGGUUCUGCAUGCGUAUAUGGAUGGUCUGAAGGUUGCAUUCGCAUUGACGAUCGCUCUUUCUGGUUACGCUGUGAUUAUCGGCCUUUUUACACCUUGGACCAACAUUAAGGGAAAGAAAGUUGUGGGCGCCGUCUGA